UUUGCCGAUUCUUGCCAUAACUGACUCAUGCCGGAUCACUUUAAGUCCUACUGAGCAGUGACAUUCAAUCCGUGUGCGCCACCUGUAUUUUUUACCUGUUUGCAACAACCCACCUGUAUUUUUUUACCUGUGUGCAACAACCCAGACAAGUCGCAGAAACUAUCUAGAACCUUCAACUAAAGUAAAUUAAACUGCAAAUAUGAGGGAAUGUAUCAGUAUCCACGUUGGUCAAGCUGGUGUCCAGAUUGGCAAUGCCUGCUGGGAACUUUAUUGCCUAGAACAUGGUAUCCAGCCUGAUGGUCAAAUGCCAUCAGAUAAGACUAUUGGUGGUGGUGAUGACUCUUUCAACACUUUCUUUAGUGAGACAGGAGCUGGUAAACAUGUUCCCAGAGCUGUGUUUGUAGAUUUGGAGCCAACAGUUGUUGAUGAAGUCCGUACCGGGACAUACAGACAACUGUUCCAUCCAGAACAACUUAUCACUGGUAAAGAAGAUGCAGCUAAUAACUAUGCCAGAGGUCACUAUACUAUUGGGAAGGAACUUGUUGAUCUUGUACUUGAUAGAAUCCGCAAAUUGGCAGACCAAUGUACUGGUCUUCAAGGUUUUCUGAUUUUCCACAGUUUUGGAGGUGGCACUGGUUCUGGUUUUACAUCACUUUUGAUGGAACGUCUCAGUGUUGAUUAUGGAAAAAAAUCUAAGCUAGAAUUUUCCAUCUAUCCUGCUCCUCAAAUUUCAACAGCUGUGGUAGAACCUUAUAAUUCUAUCCUGACUACCCACACCACUCUUGAACAUUCUGAUUGUGCUUUUAUGGUUGACAAUGAAGCUAUCUAUGAUAUCUGCAGAAGAAACCUAGAUAUUGAGCGUCCAACAUAUACUAACUUGAACCGUUUGAUUGCUCAGGUUGUGAGUUCUAUUACUGCUUCCUUGAGGUUUGACGGUGCUCUCAAUGUUGAUCUGACUGAGUUUCAGACUAACUUGGUGCCUUAUCCUCGGAUUCACUUCCCGUUGGCUACAUAUUCGCCAAUUAUCUCUGCUGAAAAAGCUUACCAUGAGCAACUGACAGUCGCUGAAAUCACUAAUGCUUGUUUCGAACCAUCAAACCAGAUGGUCAAAUGCGACCCCCGCCAUGGAAAAUACAUGGCAUGCUGUAUGUUAUACCGUGGUGAUGUGGUACCAAAAGAUGUCAAUGCGGCUAUUGCGACAAUCAAGACAAAGAGGACAAUUCAGUUUGUUGACUGGUGUCCAACUGGCUUUAAGGUCGGUAUCAACUAUCAACCCCCAACUGUUGUUCCUGGUGGUGACUUAGCUAAGGUCCAACGAGCUGUGUGUAUGUUGAGCAACACCACAGCAAUUGCUGAAGCUUGGGCUCGUCUUGAUCAUAAAUUUGAUUUGAUGUAUGCCAAGCGUGCUUUUGUUCACUGGUAUGUUGGUGAAGGUAUGGAGGAAGGUGAGUUCUCUGAAGCACGUGAAGAUUUGGCUGCUUUAGAGAAAGAUUAUGAAGAAGUUGGUUACGAAACAGGAGAUACAGAAAUGGAGGAAGAAGGUGAAGAAUACUAUUUUUUUUUUUGUCAUGAAUAAACCUGGUUCAUAGAGAAAGUUUA
Octopus sinensis (East Asian common octopus) is the source of this 1599-nucleotide messenger RNA. RefSeq names its product tubulin alpha-1C chain. The record is from RefSeq and is a predicted model, not a curated record. The transcript has 3 exons. Gene Ontology annotation, cellular component: microtubule; cytoplasm. Lineage: Eukaryota; Metazoa; Mollusca; Cephalopoda; Octopoda; Octopodidae. Gene Ontology annotation, molecular function: structural constituent of cytoskeleton; GTP binding. Bases 200 to 1576 code for a protein of 458 amino acids. Gene Ontology annotation, biological process: microtubule cytoskeleton organization; mitotic cell cycle.